Molecule: messenger RNA, 6317 nt
Organism: Pygocentrus nattereri (red-bellied piranha)
Lineage: Eukaryota; Metazoa; Chordata; Actinopteri; Characiformes; Serrasalmidae
Gene: adamtsl3
Product: ADAMTS-like 3
Exons: 31
Coding region: 234-5525 (1763 amino acids)
Biological process (GO): extracellular matrix organization
Cellular component (GO): extracellular matrix
Molecular function (GO): metalloendopeptidase activity
Source: RefSeq, a predicted model, not a curated record
UCCUGCAGCUUUUUCCACCAGCAGCUCUCACAGUCUGUGCACCGUCCCAGCAGCACAUCUGCACCGCGCGCACAUCUGCCCUGCUGCUGUUCCUGCUGCACAUCUGCAGAGCCGCUUCGCCGCGCGCUUCUCUCGCAUACAAAAGAGAAGAAAAUGUGAACCCGGUACUUCGCAGCGAAGGCUGAUAUCACAGCGUACUUCUGAGGCCUCCGGAGCGGAGCGGCUUCUUCAACAUGGAGCUUUUGGUUUGGCAGAUCAGCACUGUUCUCACACUGGUGACCUCUGGGAUUCAGGGGGUAUUGAGCGAGUCCCAGAGCGCUUACUUCCUGCCUGAAUUCGCACUGUCUCCACAAGGAAGCUUUCUGGAGGACACGACAGGAGAGCAGUACCUCACUUACCGCUAUGACGAUCAGUCAUCAAGAACCACGCGCUCAGAUGAAGAGAGGGACACUGGGUGGGAUGCCUGGGGAACCUGGAGCGACUGCUCGCGCACCUGUGGGGGCGGAGCCUCCUAUUCUCUCCGCAGGUGUCUGAAUGGAGGGAAUUGUGAAGGGAGGAACAUCCGUUACAGAACGUGCAGCAACACAGACUGCCCUGCAGAGUCAGGUGAUUUCAGAGCUCAACAGUGCUCUGCCCACAAUGACAUCAAAUACCAGGGACAGACGUACGAGUGGAUUCCGGUCAGUUAUGACCCCGUCUCGCCAUGCACUCUGAGGUGCCAGGCCCGAGGCAAAAGUCUGGCAGUGGAACUCGCGCCAAAAGUUCUGGACGGCACUCGAUGCAAAGCAGACUCUCUGGACAUGUGCAUUAAUGGCAUUUGCCAGGAGGUGGGCUGUGACAGACAGCUGGGCAGCAAUGCGAAAGAAGAUAACUGCGGAGUCUGUGCAGGGGACGGCUCCACCUGUCGGCUCGUCCGAGGCCAGGCAUUGCCCCAUGUUUCUCCAGAUGAACCGGUGAAGACGGUGAUCGAAGUUCAACUGGGCAGCCGCAAUCUGCGCCUAACAGCCAAGGGCCCAGAUAUGAUCGUGAUCGAAGCCCACACACCUGGUGGACGGAGAGAGGAGUUAGCCUUCACCUCCACAGGGUCGUAUACACUGGCUAACAACACUGUGGACUACCAGAAAGGAAGCGAGAGACAAACUCUGCGCUGUCACGGGCCUCUGUCUGCAGACUUCACCAUCAAGCUGAAGUAUGCUGCUCCCAAAGACACGGUGAUGCAGUUCAUGUUCUACCAGCCCAUCCGCUACCAGUGGAGAGAGACGGACUUCUUCCCCUGCUCCGUCACCUGUGGAGGAGGCUACCAGCUGAACUCGGCCGACUGCGUGGACAUCCGCUACAACAAGACCGUCCCGGACCACCACUGCCACAGCUACCCGGAGAACAACAAACCGAAGCCCAAGCUGAAAGAGUGCAACAUGGACCCCUGCCUCGAAAGUGACGGCUUCAAGGAGGUGAUGCCUUACGAUCAUUUCCAGCCUCUUCCACGGUGGGAGCAGAACCCCUGGACGUCAUGCUCGGUGUCGUGCGGCGGGGGCUCUCAGGAGCGCUCAGUGGUGUGUGUGGAGGAGGACAUGCAGGGGCAGCUCGUUCAGGUGGAGGAGUGGAAAUGCACACACUCUCCUCGGCCCACCAACAAACAAACAUGCAACAACUUCUCCUGUCCUAAAUGGGUCGCAAUGGAGUGGUCUCAGUGCACAGUGACUUGUGGGCGAGGUUUGAGAUACCGUGUGGUUCUCUGCAUUGACCACAAUGGUCAGCACACUGGUGGCUGCAGCUCCAGCCUCAAACCCCACAUUAAAGAGGACUGUCUGGUACCCAUCGCCUGCCACAAACCCAGAGAGAGCAUACCUGUAGAGGCCAAACUCCCUUGGCUAAAACAAGCACAAGAGCUGGAGGAGACCAAAGUGGCCACGGAGGAUCCGACGUUUAUCCCGGGCCCGUGGUCGUCCUGCAGUGCCUCGUGUGGUGUUGGUCUGCAGAAGCGCUGGGUGAAGUGUAGAGUGCUGCUGUCCUUCACGCAGGCUGAGGUGGAUCUGCCGGAGGAGGAGUGCAGUGGGGAGAAGCCUGCGCUGCAGAGGGCCUGCAUUGUGGGCCCCUGUCCUGGAGCCCCAGCAUCCCCUCAGUGGCCCGUGGAGUCCCAACUCAAUCCCACACAGCAGGGCUACCUGUGGGAAUACAGAGGCUUCACACCCUGUACUGUCUCCUGUGGUGUAGGCAGUCAGACGGCCAUUCUUCGCUGUGUUAGAGCAGGGAGGCAGGAAGUGGUAGAGGAUUUUUUCUGUGAUGAGUCAACGAGACCCCCUGCCAUGGUCCGUAUCUGUAACCCUCAGCCGUGUCCCGCUAGGUGGGAGGUAAGUGAGUGGUCUCAUUGCUCAGAGCCAUGUGGUGUGGGUCUGCAGACACGCAGUGUGUGGUGUGUCAGGUCUGUAGGGGGUAACAUCACAGAGCCAGUGGAGUUGUCCGAGUGCAGAGAGAACAGACCCCCAGAGCUACAGGCCUGCAACCAGCACCACUGCCCACCAACCUGGGAGGCAGAGGAGUGGCAGCAGUGCUCUCAGGCAUGUGUGAGGGGAACACAGUGGCGGAAGGUUUACUGCAGGCAGCGUCUGGCCGGCGGGAGCUUCCGGAAGCUUCCAGAUGAAGAGUGUGACGGAGUUAAGCCUGCUACACACCGGCCAUGCACAGACACACACUGUCUACAGCCCCACCUGGACGGGGGAGAGUGGUCCAAGUGCUCUGUGACCUGUGGAAAGGGGAUCCAGCGCAGGGAGCCUGUAUGUAGAAGGCUGACAGUGUCUGGGCAGCUAGUCACUCUGGACAGAUCCGCCUGCAGCGGCCUUCAAGCCCCACCGCUAAUCAGAAGCUGCCGCAUGAGCCCCUGCAAUAAGCACAAGUACGCCAAGAAACGAUGCCCUCAGGUUCUGGGCCUCAAACGCAUCUACAUCCAGACAAGGCAGGAGAAAAGGUUGAGUUUCACCAUCGGUGGACGAGCUUAUCUGCUUCCAAAGACUUCCAUAGUCAUCAAGUGUCCAGUACGCCACUUUUCCAAAGCUCAAAUCCACUGGGAGAAGGAUGGCCAGGACCUUCAGAAUUCCAAACGUCUAAGCAUCACAAAAAGUGGAGCUUUGAGGAUAUACAGCUUAGAGGCUGGAGACAUUGGGCAGUACAGCUGUUGGGCCAACCAGGCCUCAGACAUCUUCAUCCUGAAACUUAUAGGCCAUGAUAACAGGCUUCUGGAGCAUCCUGAGGGAAAGAGCUUGGGGAAGGAAAAAAAUAACAGUGGAUCCAAGACUUUCCUCAACAAGGAGGGAGGUUAUGUUAGUACCAAAUGUCAGGACCAGGAUGAAUUACCCCUUGUCAAGAAGUUCCAAAAACCAGGUCAAAGUUGGAUGCAAAAGAAUGAGUUUUAUCUAGAUGAAGGCCAGGCUAAGGAGGGGCCAAUGGCUUUGGGGAACUAUUUCCUUGCCUCUAGUUCUGCCAGUGAUUCCCUGCUUUCGGCAGCUUCUGGAGCUUUCAACCUAGAACCAUCUCAGUUUGAGGAACUGAUGAAAAAUAUCAGCCAGCUUGCAGAAAGUGGAGAUGUAACAGAUGAUCUUGCCUCCCAACUUAUUGGCAAGUUCAUGGAAGAGAUGACAGCAAUGCAGGCCACCUCAGAUAAGGGGGCAACCACUCAAGAGAACACACCGGUGGGUAAACAUCUAGACAGGACUCCAAACUCCUCAGAACGCUCUGGAACGAAGAAUUUGAAAAGCCAAGCCGUCAUCAUUCGCCACGAGCAGCAUGGGUCCACCAUGAGCUUCCAGAGGGACCUCCGGAUCAAUAUAGGCCGGACUGCCUACAUAACCAAUGCCACUCACAGUCUGACAAUUCUAUGCUCAACUCAGGGGGUCCCUCCACCAGCUGUGUCCUGGACGAAAGAUGGACUACCCCUGGGAGACAGGGGAUCGUGGGAUAGCUCUGGAGGACUGCACAUCGCCAGCCCCGGCGCCAGAGAUGCUGGAAUCUACAGGUGCACGGCCAGCAAUGAAAUGGGAUCUGACUCCGAAACAACGCAAGUGCUUUUGGCUGAACUACCUGCUAUCAUGGCGUCUACAAGGAACGUGUCAGAUCUCCACAGUGCCACUCUGAGGGUGCCAGUAGGGAGCAGAAUCAGUGUCCGUUUAGGUGCCAACCUCACUCUGGACUGCCCUGUAACAGGUGUUCCUCAGCCAUCAGUGAGCUGGCACCGGUUGGAGGGUUCUCUGAGCUCUGGGGCCGUCCCGCUCCCGAACGCCUCCCUGCUGCUCCAGAACCUAACGCUGCAGGACGACGGCACCUACACCUGCAUGGCAGCGAAUCCCAUUGGCAAAGCAGUGUCUUCCAGCAUCAUCCAUGUGACAGCGCUCACAACAUCUUCAGAGCAGAAGGAGGGGAACAGGAAACGAGUGGUGAUGGCUUCUCGGACCGGCACCGUCAUCACCGUCACACCAGGGGAUGUUCUGAGAAUAGGCUGUCCUGUCGUCCCAAGUCAUAGGAGGCCUAUUAAGUGGACAUUUCAGAACCAAACCCUGAAGCAGGCAGCAGGGCUGCACUACCGCAUGCUGGUCAGCGGCCGCGUCCUGGAGAUCAACACGCUGACCGGCAGGUUUGAAGGACGAUACGGGUGCCAAACAAACACCAAUGACCAGCUCAUCUCUGCCUGGAUUCGGGCUCUUUCACAAGAGUUUGAGUGGCGUUUAGGUGAGUGGAGUUUGUGUAGUGCGAGCUGUGGAAACAGAGGCUCUCAGGUCAGAAAGACUCAGUGUGUUGGUGCUGAUGGUCAGGAAACACACCUGUCCUCCUGCCACAAUCGUCCCAGACCGGUGUCCCGCCCACAGCCAUGCAACCUCCACCACUGCCCCCCCAGCUGGGUGUCCACCGUCUGGUCUAAAUGCUCCUCAUCAUGUGGCCGAGGUGUCCAGCAGAGGCAGGUUUCCUGUCAGCGUCUGGAAGCCAGUGGGAGCAUGCGGGUUUUGCCCAACUCAGAUUGUGAGGGGACCCCUAGACCAGAGGACAGCGAGGAGUGUGUAUCAGACGCCUGUGCUGAGUGGGUCACCGGGUCAUGGGGACAGUGUUCUGGCCGCUGUCUGGGUCCGGCCGUGUCCACUCAGAGCCGGACAGUUUCCUGCAGACAUCUGAACGGCUCCAACUCCAACUCUGCCUGCGACCCCAAACAGAGGCCGGCCUCAGUGCGGAACUGCACGUCGGAAAUGUGUGACGUUCACUGGCGGGUGUUGCCAUGGCGACGUUGCACGGCGGCCUGCGGGAGCGGUUUCCAGUCACGCAAGGUCGAAUGUGUCCAUCGCCAUAACAACAAGACCCUCCCUGACCUGCACUGUGCCUGGCAACGGCGUCCACUCACCUGGCAGCACUGCAACAUCACCUCUUGCGGCAGUGAGUGUAAGGACACGACACAUUACUGUGCGGUGGUGAAGCGCCUCAGACUCUGCCCGGUGGAGCCGUACACCCAGCGCUGCUGCCAGUCCUGCUCGCAGGACGACAUCUAGUGGUCAGUAGCAGAACUGCUCACACCCUCCCGGCAGACCCAAAGCUGACCGAUACAUCUCUAUCCAGUCCCAGCGUGUGCUGCCUCUACAGAUGUGUGAAAAAAGCUUCAAGACUUCGCUGAGUGAGUGAGGGAACAGCGCUGGCUGCACUAUUUUAGGACGUAAAGGACUCUUGUGCACAGAGUGAGCUGAGGUGGACGCCCUUUGACAGUUCAAUUCAUCACUGAAGGAGAGAAAAGCAUGAAAAAAAGAAAAAAAAAACAGCUCUUUCUCUCUUUUUUCCCCAGACUAAACCCUGUUCAUUAACGGCAUCAUGUAUGUAUUAAUUUAUGCGAGAUGUGUUUUUGGCUUUACUGAUGGAGGUAAGAAACAGAAUAUUGCUGGACCAUUCACACGUGUGAAGGGACACUGAAGUGAGCACAGAUGAAAGUGUACAUAGUGUACUGACAUUAAACCCAUCAGUCACGCACAGUUUAAAAGACAAAACAGCCUGGCUUUCUUUUUCCUCUGAUAUUUCGGUUGAGAACCUGCAUCAAUAUUACACUAAAAGAAUAUUCUAAACCUAAUCUCAAUCAGCUGCAUCUGUAUCGCGCUUCACUUCAGUGCGUUUCCCAGUCAUCAAAAUGCACAUAUAACAACAAUGUGCAGUUGCUGAAUUCUAAAUUAUAUCUUCUUCUUCUUCUUCUUUCGGCUGCUCCCUUUAGGGGUCGCCACAGCGGAUCAUCUGCCUCCAUCUUGCCCUAUCCACUGCCUCCUCUACUUUCACACCAACCAUCUCCAUGUCCACCUUCA